CGAACUUGACCGAAUUCCAGUUGCUAAAACAUAGAUGCUCAGAUAUGCUACAAGGUAUGGUUCAAAUAGACUGUCUUCGUGGCUCAGACAACCAAACUGCCGUCAUGGACUCAAUGCAAGAACUAUCCUGCAUGCACGCAUGAUGUCUGGAGAUUCCUUCGGUGCUCUGACGGACGUCGAGAAAAUAAUGUUGGAUAGUGUCAAGGCAACAGGUCCUAUAUCAUUCUCGACGUUCAUACAACUCAGUCUUGGGCACCCCACGCAUGGGUACUACAUGAAGCCGGAACAUGCUGUCUUUGGCACCCAAGGUGACUUUAUCACCAGUCCUGAGAUUAGCCAGAUGUUUGGCGAGCUUGUCGCGUUAUGGAUGAUAAAGCAGUGGAUGGAUACGGAUGUUAAAGUACCCUUCCGAGUAGUAGAACUUGGACCUGGUAGGGGGACGCUGAUGGACGACAUACUUCGGGUUUUGAAACAGCUUCCUGCAGCACGUGGAAAACUAAAGAGUAUUCAUCUUGUUGAGAGCAGUCCGACUAUGCGUGCUUUACAGGAAGGCAAGCUUCGUAAGGCUUCUCAGGAGGGUAAUUUCGAGACAAUGUGGCACGAUGCAAUCGAAGAAAUUGAGCACGAAGAAGAUGUCUUCACUAUGCUAGUUGCUCAUGAAACUCAACAAGGCUGGAACGAGGUGCUAAUCGCCCCCUCGAGUGAUCCAAGCAUCAAAUACACCAUGCCCACUUCGGACCAAAAUUCAGACUCCCCCCCGCAAUUGCAUCACACGUCUUCGCGCUGGACGCGUGUUCUUUCGCCAACUCCGACAGCAUCAUCGACCCUCCUCGGACUUGCAUCUCCUCGGUUCUUUUCGCUCCCUGUGGGGACGCGUAUAGAGGUAUCCAGAGCGUCCAUGAAUCAAGCACGGGGUAUUGGGAAACUUAUCAAUACCAAAGGCGGAGGAUGCGCACUUGUCAUCGACUAUGGUGCAGACAAAGCUUUUAGCGAUUCCUUGAGGGUAUGAAUUCAGACACAUGCACCGAAUUCUGAUCAAUAACCAUUCACAGGCCUUCAAACAGCAUAAAAUCGUCGAUAUCUUCUGCAGUCCCGGAGAGUGCGAUGUUACGACGAAUGUCGAUUUUGCGUUGCUGAAAGAGUCUAUGGCUGACCUUGUUUCGAUACAUGGUCCCAUCUCUCAACGCAACUUCUUCACGCGCAUGGGCAUAGAAAUCAGGGCCGCUGCUCUUGUGCGUUCGGCUUCCUCUCUAGAGAGGAAAAAGGCGAUCGAAGAUGGCGCAAGUAGGCUCAUCGAUCCCCUUGGGAUGGGCGAGCAGUACAAGGUGCUCGGAGCUGUUGCAAAGGGUAGGGCAGAAGAAGGUCGGGAUGGUAGUGAGGUUUGGCCAUUCACUGUCAUCCAAG
Suillus subalutaceus is the source of this 1404-nucleotide messenger RNA. RefSeq names its product S-adenosyl-L-methionine-dependent methyltransferase. Gene Ontology annotation, biological process: mitochondrial respiratory chain complex I assembly. Gene Ontology annotation, cellular component: mitochondrion. The coding region runs from base 35 to 1009 and encodes 324 amino acids. Gene Ontology annotation, molecular function: protein-arginine omega-N symmetric methyltransferase activity. The transcript is spliced from 6 exons. Lineage: Eukaryota; Fungi; Basidiomycota; Agaricomycetes; Boletales; Suillaceae. The record is from RefSeq and is a predicted model, not a curated record.